Molecule: messenger RNA, 2216 nt
Organism: Branchiostoma floridae (Florida lancelet)
Lineage: Eukaryota; Metazoa; Chordata; Leptocardii; Amphioxiformes; Branchiostomatidae
Product: collagen alpha-2(VIII) chain-like
Exons: 8
Coding region: 1500-2201 (233 amino acids)
Source: RefSeq, a predicted model, not a curated record
UUUUAUAAAAUUAUAAAUCGUAGAUAGUUGGGAUAUUUACAGGGUAGGGGAUAUACUUUACUCAAAGAUUUGUAGAACAUUAACAAGUUAAAACUCCAUGCCCUAGAUGGUGCAAAGGGCUGUGUCCAUCUCCAUUUCUGUAGCCCUUAGGCCACACAGCUUUGUGCUAAUCACUACAGCAGCUGCGUAGGUCACCGCUAGUGUGUGUUCAACUACGUUAGACUCUUUUCCAAAUGCUGGGUUCUAAGAAAGAAUACAGCAUGUACAAUUUUUAUAGUUGUUGGUUUGACUGCCAGGGAUUGAACUCUCAACCUACUUGACACACUAGCUACUCACUUGGUCAUUCCACCAUUGUGAUGGUCACUAUUUUUACUUGAAGUGAUAUAAAGUAGGUACAUGUAACUGCAAACAUUUCUUUUGAUCAGAGAUAAUUAAUUGUCAUCACCUACACGUGAUUAGAAGGUAAAAGCCUCUGUUCCAGUAGAAUGUGAGGUACUAUUGGUUGGUUGCACUCACGUGACCAAAACGUCACAUGCAGCUUUUGCUGUGCAGAUCUGACAGGUUCAACCAACCAGCAUGGCGGCUAUGACGUCACAUAUAAGCACUGAUAUCUGGCACGGAUGUCUGCAUUGGGUAUUUUGGGAUAUCAUUUGAAGACUUGGCGGGCAUUCUCAACUUCAUUGCUAAAUGUGUACAUCUGUUUGACUUCAAUUUUCAAUGCUGCACGCACUCCAAUAUAAUACAGCUAAAUAGCAAGGACGUUAUAUGAGACGUCCUUGUAAAUAGUAAACGUUUACACCUAAUGAAUUCAUUGUCCCUGUAAUAGAUAGUUAUACCAAUGUAGAGAACGCAAAAAAAGCCACUUCGAAUGAAUUUUCUGUCCUGAGCGCGACAGCACAGUGAAUUAUACUUGUGUGACCAUUGAUGAUUUUAAGAAUAGAAUAUUGUGAACAAUACAGAAAUUUGAUAUUUAAGACAACAAAACGCACAGAAUUUUAAAAGAUUUGUUCUUCAUCUAUAAAUUUCGUUGGGAGCGAUCUGUCAAAUUUUUGAUUACAGGGUGGUCGCAGCCCCAAGUGAGGAGUGGGUAUUAAAGGGGUUUUCUCCUGUCAACGCCACACGUCACACUUGACAUUAUAAAUCUGCCUUCCCGCCCAUAUGACGGGUGAUCUAUCUUAAUGGUAGACACAAAUACCCCGCCAGUGUUUUUAGCAUUGCUCCGACCCCAGUAAGCCUUGAUCGCUCUUCUGCAAAUAACUGUAGCUAUCCGCGGCAUUUGGCGGUCCCGCGACAAGCGCAGAGUUCUCUGCGAGCUUGUUUGUCUACUUCAGAUCGGGCGCCGCCGAACGCCCCUCCUGCCGCUGAUAUUUUGAAAGAACUACGCUACUAGAGGUACAACAUACGGUGUCAAACGCGGAGGCCAUUUUCCUAGUCCAAGUCUUUAUCGUUUGCAGCUUUCGUCCGGUCUUUGAGAAGGUAUAGAUGCUAUAAAAGCAACAAUGAUCUGGACCACCUACUUUGUUGUUGUGUUUAUGAUAUUGUCAGCCGAAUAUUCGGUAUUGUCAGAGGCCGGCUUCUCUGGGGAAAUUGACGAUCUGCUGUUCCAAAUAUUAAUGGACUCGUCCUUCGAACCGAGUUCGCUCUUGAAAAUGCCUGACUUCAGCCUGGGGCCCUUCCCUCCACCUCCCAUACCCCCUCCUCCACCGCCUACGUCUGUCCUGAAGAGGCUGAGGCCGUCGGGAGAAGUCGGGCCAAGGCCGGAAAUUCCGGUGGAACCCGACGGAGAGCACGAAGUCACACCGACCUCAACGCCGACAACUGUUACCGGCGUUUUUAAACCAAAGCCCGACGGUACCUGUGAAGUCACGUGUCCGUCGUCCCCUGGUCCACCGGGGACCCCCGGGCCACCUGGUCCACCGGGCUACCCUGGCCCUAAGGGAGAUCCUGGAUCUGGAUCAGGAGGAUCUGGAUCAUCAGGAGGGAUAAAGGGAGAACCCGGAUCGCCUGGUCUUCGUGGACCAACGGGUAAAGUUGGGCCUCCCGGUAAUAAGGGCUCCCGGGGUCUGCGAGGGCCUUUCGGCCUACCAGGUCGGAAGGGUGACAAGGGUGAUCCCGGUCCGGAGGGAACGCGGGGAGAAAGGGGGCAAAAAGGAGAGAGAGGAUUACCUGGUGUAAUAGGACCAAAAGGAGAUAAGGUGUGACACCGACCUUUCUUA